UAUUUUUAUGUGUAGGAAAGAGAGUUACAUAUAGAUGGUGUAGAGAGAAAGAGAAAGGGAGAAUCAAAAUGGAUAAGAGGUGGUGUAUCUUGUUGGUUUUGGCUAUGGUCGUGGUUACAAGUGCAAGGAAUGUGCCGAGGGAAAGCAUUGGUUUGAACAAACAAAAUUGCACAUUUGCCAGUCAUCAUGUUAAUCAGAGUCAUCCUCCUAGUCAUAGUACUGGAGGCGGAAGCGGAAACGGUGCAGGUGCGGGUGCAGGUGCAGGUUCUGGUGCAGAAGCUGGUGCAGGUGCUGGUGCAGAUGGUUCGGGUUCAGGUGCUGGUGCAGGUGCUGGUGCUGGGGCUGGUGCUGGUGCAGGUGCUGGUGCGGGUGCUGGUGCAGGUUCUGGUGCAGGUGGCGGUGGUUCAGGUGGCCAUAAUGCUUCUAAUUCUGGUGGUAGCGGUGGUGGCGGUAGUGUAGGUGGCGAUAAUGAUGCUAAUUCUGGUGGUGGCAGUGAUGAUAAUGAUGCUAAUCCUGGUGGUGGUGGCGGUGAUGAUAAUAAUGCUAAUCCUGGUGGGGGCGAUGGUGGCGAUAAUGAUGUUAAUCCUGGUGGUGGCGGUGAUGAUAAUGAUGCUAAUUCUGGUGGUGGUGGCGGUGGUGUAGGUGGCGAUAAUGAUGCUAAUCCUGGUGGUGGUGGUGGUGAUAAUGAUGCUAAUUCUGGUGGUGAAGGUGGCCAUAAUGGUUCUAAUUCUAGUGGUGGUGGUGGUGGUGGUGGUGGUAGUGACGAUAAUGAUGCUAAUCCUGGUGGUGGUGGUGGCCAUAAUGGUUCUAAUUCUGGUGGUGGAAGCGGAGGCGGUGGCGGUGGUGUAGGUGGCGAUAAUGAUGCUAAUCCUGGUGGUGGCGAUGGUGAUAAUGAUGCCAAUCCUGGUGGUGGCGGUGGCCAUAGUGGUUCUAAUUCUGAUGGUGGAGGCGGUGGCGGUGGUGUAGGUGGUGAUAAUGAUGCUAAUUCUAGUGGUGGCGGUGGCCAUAAUGGUUCUAAUUCUAGUGGUGGAGGUGGUGGUAGUGACGAUAAUGAUGAUAAUCCUGGUGGUGGUGGUGGCCAUAAUGGUUCUAAUUCUGGUGGUGGAGGCAGUGGUGGUGGUGUAGGUGGCGAUAAUGAUGCUAAUCCUGGUGGUGGUGGUGGCCAUAAUGGUUCUAAUUCUGGUGGUGGUGGUGGUGGUAGUGACGAUAAUGAUGAUAAUCCUGGUGGUGGUGGUGGCCAUAAUGGUUCUAAUUAUGGUGGUGGAGACGGUGGCAGUGGUGUAGGUGGCGAUAAUGAUGCUAAUCCUGGUGGUGGUGGUGGCCAUAAUGGUUCUAAUUCAGGUGGUGGUGGUGGUAGUGACGAUAAUGAUGCUAAUCCUGGUAGUGGUGGUGGUCAUAAUGGUUCUAAUUCUGGUGGUGGAGGCGGUGGCAGUGGUGUAGGCGGCGAUAAUGAUGCUAAUCCUGGUAGUGGUGGUGGUCAUAAUGGUUCUAAUUCUGGUGGUGGAGGCGGUGGCAGUGGUGUAGGCGGCGAUAAUGAUGCUAAUCCUGGUAGUGGUGGUGGUCAUAAUGGUUCUAAUUCUGGUGGUGGAGGCGGUGGCAGUGGUGUAGGCGGCGAUAAUGAUGCUAAUCCUGGUGGUGGUGGUGGCCAUAAUGGUUCUAAUUCUGGUGGUGGUGGUGGUGGUAGUGACGAUAAUGAUGCUAAUCCUGGUAGUGGUGGUGGUCAUAAUGGUUCUAAUUCUGGUGGUGGAGGCGGUGGUAGUGAUGUAGGUGGCGAUAAUGAUGCUAAUCCUGGUGGUGAUGGUGGCCAUAAUGGUUCUAAUUCUGGUGGUGGUGGUGGUGGUGGUGGUAGUGACGAUAAUGAUGCUAAUCCUGGUGGUGGUGGUGGUCAUAAUGGUUCUAAUUCUGGUGGUGGAGGCGGUGGUAGUGGUGUAGGUGGUGAUAAUGAUGCUAAUUCUGGUGGUGGUGGUGGUGGUGGUGACGAUAAUGAUGCUAAUUCUGGUGGUGGUGGUCAUGAUGGUUCUAAUUCUGGUGGUGGAGGCGGUGGCAGUGGUGUAGGUGGCGAUAAUGAUGAUAAUCCUGGUGGUGGUGGUGGCCAUAAUGGUUCUAAUUCUGGUGGUGGUGGUGGUGGUGGUGGUGACGAUAAUGAUGCUAAUCCUGGUGGUGGUGGUGGUGGUCAUAAUGGUUCUAAUUCUGGUGGUGGAGGCGGUGAUAGUGGUGUAGGUGGCGAUAAUGAUGCUAAUCCUGGUGGUGGUGGUGGCCAUAAUGGUUUUAAUUCUGGUGGUGGUGGUGGUGGUGGUAGUGACGAUAAUGAUGCUAAUCCUGGUGGUGGUGGUGGCCAUAAUGGUUCUAAUUCUGGUGUUGGAGGCGAUGGCAGUGGUGUAGGUGGCGAUAAUGAUGCUAAUCCUGGUUGUGGUGGUGGCCAUAAUGGUUCUAAUUCUGGUGGUGGUGGUGGUGGUGGUAGUGACGAUAAUGAUGCUAAUCCUGGUGGUGGUGGUGGCCAUAAUGGUUCUAAUUCUGGUGGUGGAGGCGGUGGCAGUGGUGUAGGUGGCGAUAAUGAUGCUAACCCUGGUGGUGGUGGUGGCCAGAAUGGAUCUAAUUCUGGUGGUGGAGGCGGUGACAGUGGUGUAGGUGGCGAUAAUGAUGCUAAUCCUGGUGGUGGUGGUGGCCAUAAUGGUUCUAAUUCUGGUGGUGGUGGUGGUGGUAGUGAUGAUAAUGAUGCUAAUCCUGGUAGUGGUGGUGGUCAUAAUGGUUCUAAUUCUGGUGGUGGAGGCGGUGGCAGUGGUGUAGGUAGCGAUAAUGAUGCUAAUCCUGGUGGUGGUGGUGGUCAUAAUGGUUCUAAUUCUGGUGGUGGAGGCAGUGGUAGUGGUGUAGGUGGCGAUAAUGAUGCUAAUCCUGGUGGUGGUGGUGGCCAUAAUGGUUCUAAUUCUGGUGGUGGAGGCGGUGGCAGUGGUGUAGGUGGCGAUAAUGAUGCUAAUCCUGGUGGUGGUGGUGGUGGUGACCAUAAUGGUUCUAAUUUUGGUGGUGGAGGCGGUGGCAGUGGUGUUGGUGGCGAUAAUGAUACUAAUUCUGGUGGUGGUGGUGGCCAUAAUGCUUCUAAUUCUGGUGGUGGCGGUGGUGAUAAUGAUGUUGGUGUUGAUGUUACUCCUGGUGUUGAUGUUGGUGGUGAAUGAGGAAUAUUUAGGGUUGUUAUUGGUGGAGGUGAGAAAGGAGUUUCAGGUGGUGGAGUCGGUGGUUUUAGUAUUGGUGGUCUUCUUCAACCUUGACAGUGCUAUAUGUCUGUAGUGCAUUUCCACUUCCUACCAUAAUAUAAGAAUAAGUGCAGAAAAGGAUCCAUUGUUUUGUAAUGUAUCUAUAUAUAUAUAUAUAUAUAUAUAUGUGUUGUUCCUUCUUACUUAAGGGAUAUCACACGGUAUUUCACAUGCAAGUAUAUUCAUUUGUUGAACACAAAAACUUAUUAUAAUAUGUGCAUCAUUCAUUUUCUCUAUACCA
This is a messenger RNA of Cicer arietinum (chickpea), 3489 nucleotides long. Lineage: Eukaryota; Viridiplantae; Streptophyta; Magnoliopsida; Fabales; Fabaceae. The record is from RefSeq and is a predicted model, not a curated record.